AUGGAUUGCAACCUCCCCGAGAGGCUUGUUCAGGAUCUCGAGAUGUCAGAAGCUGUCUUCAUCUCGAAAAGUAUGACCGCGGGCACACCUUGUCCGGCUUUGGCUGCGGACCACCAUGAAUCACUGCCCGUUAGCUUUGGCAAUUCCAUACGCGCAGCGCAGUACCAUCAUAUCUUGACCACCAUACGAUCACUUGGUGAGCUUGAGGAAUGGAACUCCAAACUGGAAGCCGAGGAAGCCAGGGACUACAAUGAAUCGGCUCCGGGUGCGGAUCAGAGCUCGGACUCGACCAGUGAAUCAUCAGCGGGAAUGGAGCCUCCGUGUAUUCGGUUCCAUGAGCCAUCAGUAACGACGGCGCCCACCUCAGUCACCUCCCGUCGUUGUUCUUCUCCGUCACAAGCACCUCAUCUGCCAGAUCACUCACCAAUGGAGAAGAAUCCCGAGAUCACUUGGGUCGACCUCGAACCUGACGACGUUGGCGACGAACUGAGGGCGAGCUUUGAAGUACGAUCCAUGGUUGAAGCGGAACCGCGACCAAAUUCGAGCUUGGGCUUCAAUAACCGCGGCGACAUUAUGGACGACAGACAAGUGCAGGCAAAUUCUGCCGGCAAGGAGGGCAUCAUCAUGCCCUUUCACCUUCCCGUCAGCUACGGACCUACAAAACGGCCACACACUUCGCCGGGCUUGCCAUCGCAGGACAAACCCCGGCUGAUGGAUGCUCAACCGUCAGUCCCCGUACCCAAUAGGAUGUCCUCCCUGCGACAUCGACGCACUUUCCAGGAGCCUGACAGUGGCCAUAGUGGCUCGUCGAAAUCAUCUUCGGGUACCACAGUAGCCGCACCAGGCACCUCGGAUGGCAUGAAAGGGUCUAGCUCGCCAUCAUCCGUGGGACGUGGGACAACCUUCACUUCUGGUAGGACCAUGGUCGAUACCACAGUGGUCCUUGACGAACCCAGAUAUCAGAACCCAUACCAUACGGAAACCGAAAGACUGACACCAAAGCAUGUGGUGGUCACCAUGGGGAACGCAGUCAGGACUGAGAAGGUGCCCGAAACGGCUUCUUGGGUAGAUCGAAGCCCUCCACAGAACCGUUCAGGGGCUUCUCUUGGUCAUGUCCACAACUGGCUCUUCGAGUCCAGCGGCGGAGUCGAACUUCCUCUACUGCCUAACAGACAUGCCGAGCGCUGCAUCCCGGGUGUCCCACUGCCCCCAGAAGUCAUCGAGACCCUCAGAAUAUCAGUAGUCUGCUUCCCCGAGACGAUGCUCCUCUCUUCGAGCCUGACCAUCGAGACGAUUCGCAACUACUCCAGGAAAUUCAGGCAUGAUGACGAUCCUUACGGUCCGGACGAUCAGUCACUCCUCUCGUUCUCUACGUCGACAGGCGAGACUCACAGGCGCUGGAAGUUGUCAAACCUUCUAUCCCCAAGAAGAGCGGCGUCGCCGAAGAUACCCUGGCCCAAGCAAGCGCCCACACACUCCUACGAGUGUCGGGACGCCUCGGGCGGCGCACCCAACUGGUCAUCCCUGAAUAACAUCUUCCCCUCGGGCUCCGACUAUCUCUGCGAUGCUCUAUACGCCCACCUCGUGGCGUACAACUACAUCGACACCCUGUGCAGACCGGGCCCUCCAACGAGCGGGGCCGAACAAGACCAGCCAGGCGGAUCUCCCGGCGCCGCCAGCAAGUCGGCCGACAAUGCGAAACAGGACCUCGCCAGCCCCAUCCCCAAGAAAGCGGCCAGCCUGCUGGGGCUCUCGGGCGGCGGCGGUGGCGGCGUGGUGCGGCCGAGGACUCCGGCCGGCGCGGGCGGCGUCCUCGGCCGCAACAAGAAGACGACGUGGAUCGGGGCUGACGGGUGUCCGAUGGGGUUGCGCCCGCCGCCGGCCGACGACCCUUCGAUGCGAGAACUCCGGACAGGUCUGGGCAAGUGCAUCUCGAGACUGGUCGCCACGCUGAGGCUGACUGAUGGUUCGGAGGCCCCGAAGGUCGAGGCCCCGGCCGAGGUGGAUCCGCUACUUCUACGGGCGCUGUGCGAGGUCGUCAGGUGCUCUGAGGAGGCGAGGUGA
Molecule: messenger RNA, 2064 nt
Organism: Phialemonium atrogriseum
Lineage: Eukaryota; Fungi; Ascomycota; Sordariomycetes; Cephalothecales; Cephalothecaceae
Exons: 1
Coding region: 1-2064 (687 amino acids)
Source: RefSeq, a predicted model, not a curated record